Messenger RNA from Penicillium hordei, 2115 nucleotides. RefSeq lists its product as uncharacterized. The transcript is spliced from 3 exons. The coding region runs from base 1 to 2115 and encodes 704 amino acids. Lineage: Eukaryota; Fungi; Ascomycota; Eurotiomycetes; Eurotiales; Aspergillaceae. The record is from RefSeq and is a predicted model, not a curated record.
AUGGUAGCUUGGACGUGUUUCAAGUUGCUCCUGGCCAUGGUCACCACUCUGGUGACCAUGGUUGCUGCCUCGGCUGAAUGCCAUGACAUCGAGACGGUCUUUCUUCAGGACCCCCACACUGGGGAGCAGUACCAGUUUGGUAAAGGCAAGUUAACCUCACUGUUUGGGUCUACCUUGAAAUCUCCCGUUGCUGAUCAACCUUCAGUGAAUAUUUUACCUCAAGCCUUGUUUGGUCGUGCUGUUCACGCGUCUGAACUGAUCACUGUUACUGUUACCCACACUACCUGCGGUCAUGAGGAACCGACCACAACUGUCACCACAGAUGUUCUUUGUACCUCUGAGAAUUCUACUACACCUCUCACCAUGGAGUCUACUACUCCAGUCCCGGCUCAGGUCACUACCCCUGUGCCUGGUGUUUCUCAGUCUAUCGUGCCUACUACUUCGUCGAUCCCGGUGCCCGUUACCACUCAGACUUCUGUGCCCAGCACUCCUGAGGUGACCACCCAGUCAUCUGUGCCUGCUGGCCCUCACAGUUCUGUUCCCGGAACUACUGAAGUGACCACCAAGUCUUCUGCGCCUGGUACAACCCAGACUCCUACGCCAAGCACCACUUUCGUGACUUCGCACUCUUCCGUGCCCGGAACCCCUCAGACUCCGGUACCCAAUACUACUGAGGUGUCCACUGGAGGUAGUUCUGUAACCAACAUUGAAUCCUCCACGGUUACUGCCACUGUCACCGAGUCGGUUUCUUCAUCUCGUCCCAAUGCUACCAGCGUGGCUCCUGUUCCUGCCACCACUGCCGAGGACCACACCACUUCCAUGGUUUCUGGUACUGUCACUGAAGUAACAACAAGUCCCGAUGCUACCAGCGUGGCUCCUGUUCCUGUCACUACUGCUGAGGAUCACACCACUUCUACAAUUCCUGGCACUGCUACCGAGAUCACCACCGAGAUUCCUGGAACUACUUCUGAAGUAACUACUGGGUCCAUUACAUCUUCUCGUCCUACCAAGGCGAUUCCUGUCCCUGGUACCACUGGAAUCACUUACACAAACUCAACUCUUCCACUGGCUCCUAGCACCGUGACUGAUGUGACCACCUAUUACACCACGUCUCCUUGCCUCAACUCAACUGAGCUGGCUCCUACUCCAGUGACCACUGAGAUCACCAUCACCAUUGAGGUUCCUUGCACCGAGACUACCAAGUGUCUCAGCACCAAGGUUCUCAUCACCAGCACCCUGCCGGUUUCGGAGACAACUGUUCCCGUUCCUGUCCCGGUUUCCACUGAAGAGAUCACUGUCACAGUUGAGGUCCCUUGCACUGAGACCACCAAAUGUAUCAGUACCAAGGUGUACACCCCCACCCCUGUAGAGACUACCACUAUCUCUGUGACUCCGAUCCCGGUUACAGUUCCUGCUCCACAGACCACCACCAAACUUGUGACCACUAUCCUACAGCCAACUGUUCCUGGUGUCCCCCCACAGGAGACCACCCAGGUUUUGACUACUGUGAUCCAGCCUACUACUCCUGUUCCUGUUCCGUACACCACCACCAAGAUUGUGACCACUGUCAUACAGCCAACUGUUCCUGGUGUCCCCCCACAGGAGACCACCCAGGUUUUGACUACUGUGGUCCAGCCUACUGCUCCUGUUCCUGUUCCGUACACCACCACCAAGAUUGUGACCACUGUCAUGCAUCCAACUGUUCCUGGUGUACCCCCACAGGAGACCACCCAGGUUUUGACUACUGUGGUCCAGCCAACUGAGCUGGUCCCACUUCCGCCCGCCACCACUGUUGAGGCUACCACUGUGGUCAAGGUUCCUGCUCCUCCUGCUCAGCAGGUUACCACUCUGGCUACGACUACUGUUCCCAAGCCCGUGGUUACUGAGGCCGAGGGUACCACAACCGAGUCCAAGGUUUCAGUUGUGCCUCCUCGACAGCCUACCCUCACCCAGGAGGAUACUGUCCCACCAUCUCCUCAUGGUACUUCUUCCAGUGGCACUCAUUCCCCUUCUCCUGUUUUCAACAGUGCCAAUGCCGCUGGAAUCAUGGACAGUCGUCUCUUUACCAUGAGCACUGUGGUUAUGCUCUCUCAUAUCUUUCAUUUGAUUAUGUGA